AUGCAAGACCUAUAUGACCGUAGCGCCAAUAUGGCCUUCUUAUGGGGUACUGUAAAGCCAACAUGGAAGACUGGAGGAGCAAAAGCUAGCUGUAAGGAAUUGCAUGAGGCUGCGCUGCGCGCGGCUUUUGUUCGAGAUCCUGAUUUGCGCAUGCACAAUUGGUUGCGGAAGCGCAUCUCAAUCUAUCGAAAUUUGAUGUCGCCCAAACAAUGGAAACAGUUUUUCUCAGAAUCACUUCCAGGCAGCCGUGAUGAACGAUUCAAUUUGGCUCUCUUUGAGGCGGCAGUCAUAGGCGUCAGGCGUGCAGUUGCUGAAUGUCGAUAUCAGUUCCGGAUGGAGCGCUGGAACUGCAGUCAAAUUCCUAAUGAAGAGUCUGUUCUCUUCGGAAAUAUUCUACUUAAAGGCAUUCCGCAAACGGCUUUUGUCCAUUCAAUCAUCAACGCUGGAAUCGUGCAAUCUGUGGCCGAAGCAUGUCUGGGCCAAAUCGAAGAUUGCCCAUGCAACAAUCAUGGUCGGGAGUCCUCCAGCUCAAAUUGGCAGUGGCAAGGAUGUGAUCACAAUAUUCAUUACGGGAGGAAGUUUUCCCGCAGAUUGCUAGACUCAAUGGAGAAGGGAUCGCACAUACGAUUCCAAAUGAAUCUGCACAACAAUAAAGUCGGAAGAACGAUUGUCACAAGAAACAUGGAACGAUACUGUCGAUGUCACGGGACAAGCGGCUCAUGCUCUUUACGUACGUGCUAUCGACGAACCCCACGAAUGCGCACACUCGGAAACCUCCUAAAACAAAUGUAUGACCAGAAUUUAUUGAUGAUCUCUCCAGAGCUGUCAACUCGAGCAAAGGACAUGAAACUGAAUCCUUCGCGGCGUACCCACAAGAGGCGCAGUAGCAUUCGAGACGAUGGUUUACGCUUCGCUGAUGUAGGGAAUCGUUAUCCAUACUCAUUGAAAACCGGGACAGUAUCUACGUGGAAUAACUAUCCUGGAAACUUACAGUUUUCGGGGUGGUCAAGAUCGAAUGCGAAGUGGCAAAAUGUCGAUAACAACGGAAGGUUGAACGAGACCCCUACUACCUCCCUUCAUUUGGUGUACUAUGAAAACGUUCCUCAAGAAACCUUUUGUGAAGCCAAUCCGAAACUUCACAUACUUGAGGCUUUGUCACUCGGCACUAUUACGCUAUGGAGUCGUGUCACUGUAAAUUUAUCUGGUGUUGCCGUGUCGAAUGCCAACAAUGUUUGGCACUAA
This is a messenger RNA of Dicrocoelium dendriticum, 1242 nucleotides long. NCBI's taxonomy places the organism in Eukaryota, Metazoa, Platyhelminthes, Trematoda, Plagiorchiida, Dicrocoeliidae. The record is from the annotation of a GenBank genome assembly.